GAAACGACUGAGAAUUUCACUGAAGAACCUUCUGUUACUACUGAACCUUAUACAAUGGAAACAGCCUCAGAAUCUCCUGUUGUGGAAACAACUAUAAAUUUGACAGAAGAACCUUUAACCAAACCUACUAUAAUUGCAAGAACUGAGUAUCCCAGUUCCACACCAACAACCACAUCAGAACCUGUAACACUGACAAAAGCAGAGCCCUUUACCACAACAAUAACACAAAUUACAUCUACCAGUAGUACUACAGAAUUACAGCCUACAACAGUGGCAACUACAACAUUACAACCCGCAACAAUUGCUACUACUACAAAUACAACUGCAAUGUCAACUGCAGUAAUCUUAACGCCAGAAACCACAAUGGCAUCUUCCACAACACUUCCAGCAGGGACUACAGAGACAACCGUUGUACAUAAUCAAACUACUGUUAAUACCCCGACCGUAGAUACUUCUACAGUAAGUACAUCUGCUACCUCCGUUUCAGAACCUACUACAAUGACAAUACAUAACUUGCAAACUACAACACCAGUUAGCCCACUGACUACACUGACUACACCAGCUAUUACUGUGCCCUCAACACUAACACUGGCUACUACAGAACUUUCUACAAUGGCAACACCACCCCCUUCCUCCUCAAUAUCUUACACUACAGUGUCAACAACAAAGCCUUUUACUACAUCGGUAUCAACAGUACAGAUUAAUAAUAUCAGCUCCACAUUGCAGCUUACUACAGAGUCUUCAACUACCAUAACAACAACUAAACCGACUACUAUAGUGACAACUGAGACUUCCAAUUCCACAGCAGCAACUACAACAAAACCCGCAACAUUGGCAAAAUCCGAGCCCUCUACUACAGCAGUUACAACAGUAGUAUCUACCGAUGGUACUACAGAAUCCCAACCCACAACUGUGGCAACUACUACAAAACCAUCAACAACAUUAUCUACCAAUGCCACUACAACAUUCCAGCCCACAGCAAUUGCAACUACUACAAAUCCAACAGCGGCAACGGCAUCUACAAUGAUCGUGGUUGCUACGGGGGCUACUGUUGUACCCAACCAAACGACGGCGGGGACCCUGACCAGCCAGAAACCCAAUACAAGUACAAAAGCCCCCCCGAUGCCCCCAGCGCCAACAGGCACACCUACCAAAACUGUGCUGAGAUUCACCAGCUCUGAUCCUAUUGGCUCUGCUGCCGCAAUAAAUGCGCUGGUGCAAAAGAUUUGUUCCACGUUUCUACCCAAAUACCAGCGCGGCGACAUCACCGUGACCUGGGGGCAAAGCGUCACGACGGUUAAUUGUGCUUCUGUCAUAACUGCCCCCCAGUGAAUUCUGCCCCAGGGGGGGCGCUGCACAAUGAAUGAAUAAGGAGAUAAGUACUAUAUGGGGGUCAUUUAUUAACACUGGGCAAAUUUGCCCGUGGGCAGUAACCCAUAGCAACCAAUCAGUGACUGGC
Molecule: messenger RNA, 1459 nt
Organism: Xenopus tropicalis (tropical clawed frog)
Lineage: Eukaryota; Metazoa; Chordata; Amphibia; Anura; Pipidae
Product: cell wall protein DAN4-like
Exons: 3
Coding region: 55-1332 (425 amino acids)
Source: RefSeq, a predicted model, not a curated record